AUGCAAAGCCCAGGCCCAUCCAUGGAGGAAUCGGAAGACCACACGCCUUCUCUAGAUGCAAGCGAGGAGGAGAUCGACCAUCUUGGGGAGCUCGACGCCGACGCCGACGCCGACGCGGUGCUGGAAAGUCGUCGGCGCGUGGCGACGAUAUACGACGCCGUGGCAGGCAGAGUACUGGCCCGAAAACUUCGCCGAGCAGAGGAGGAGAAGGACGAUCUGAAGGGGCCAACAGCCCAAGGCCAGCAGGGCCAAGCCCGGCUGAUCAAACAUUACACUCGGCCCACACCUCUUGGACCGGACGAGGCUCUCUUUCGGCGCAAGGACGCACCCGAGCGCUACGCGCAACAUGACGUCUACAACGCGCACGAUCGCGACUUCGCCCACGGCGGCCGCGGCGUCUUGCCCGAGAGCGACCUGCUCAAGGCGGUGCACGGGUACGCCAGCAGCUUCUACGGCGCGCUGGAUCGCAGGCGCAGCCGGCUCGCGGUGCCGGAUGGACAGCCUCGCAGCGCCAAUCACCGCAGCAUGGACGAGACUGCCCUCCUCGCCUUUGGCAUCCUCCUCGAAGAGGCCGGGAGGGAGGUGCUAGGCCGUCGGGGCGCCAUGGUCUUCGCCGAGGCAGCCGACGACGGCGGCGGCGACGACGAGAAUUUGGCGCACGCGGCAGGAACCUCCCCCAGCGGAAAUGAGUUGGCGACCGAUUCGGACUCGGCCGCAUCGUGCUCGAGCUCCAGGAGGGGCCGCAAGAGGAGGCGGGUGACGCAGGCGGAAGAAUGA
This is a messenger RNA of Drechmeria coniospora, 777 nucleotides long. RefSeq lists its product as uncharacterized. Gene Ontology annotation, molecular function: RNA polymerase I cis-regulatory region sequence-specific DNA binding. The coding region runs from base 1 to 777 and encodes 258 amino acids. NCBI's taxonomy places the organism in Eukaryota, Fungi, Ascomycota, Sordariomycetes, Hypocreales, Ophiocordycipitaceae. Gene Ontology annotation, cellular component: RNA polymerase I upstream activating factor complex. The record is from RefSeq and is a predicted model, not a curated record. The transcript is spliced from 2 exons. Gene Ontology annotation, biological process: nucleolar large rRNA transcription by RNA polymerase I.